Molecule: messenger RNA, 480 nt
Organism: Coniosporium apollinis CBS 100218
Lineage: Eukaryota; Fungi; Ascomycota; Dothideomycetes
Exons: 3
Coding region: 1-480 (159 amino acids)
Biological process (GO): proteolysis
Molecular function (GO): cysteine-type peptidase activity; deNEDDylase activity
Source: RefSeq, a predicted model, not a curated record
AUGUCGAAGGAGCCCGUAGAAGAGCUGAAGAAAGAGUUCGCCAUCCCCGAGGGCACAACCCAUAUCUUCCUCCCGAUCACCGACGGCGCCUCCAACCCCGCCAUCGCUGACGGUGGCUGCCAUUGGACGCUCCUGCUCAUCUCACUGAUCGACGGCGUCGCCUUCCACUACGACUCGAUGAGUCACUCGAACGAGGAGCCUGCGAGAGUCGUGACGCGCAAGGUGGAGCAGAUGCUCGGGAAGGAGCUUAAGUUCUGCGAGAUGCAGGAUGUGCCGCAGCAAAUGAAUGGGGAGGAUUGUGGGGUUAUUGUGUGUUUGCUUAUGCAGCAUUUGCUGUUGAAGCGCCUCCUCCAAGCCGGCAACCGCGAAAAGGUCACCAUGUCCAUGGCCGGCAGAGAACUCGACGCUACCAAAGGCCGCAAGGAGAUGCUCCGGUUACUGAAUGAGAAGAGACAGCAGCAGCUGGGCGGAGGGUCGUGA